Messenger RNA from Aspergillus terreus NIH2624, 276 nucleotides. RefSeq lists its product as uncharacterized. Bases 1 to 276 code for a protein of 91 amino acids. The record is from RefSeq and is a predicted model, not a curated record. The transcript has 4 exons. Lineage: Eukaryota; Fungi; Ascomycota; Eurotiomycetes; Eurotiales; Aspergillaceae. Gene Ontology annotation, biological process: mitochondrial electron transport, ubiquinol to cytochrome c.
AUGGGUGGUAAUUUGAACGACCCUAAGAAUGGAUAUUGGUUGGGUGUUCCGGGAGCAUUUGUCCGUGCCAGCCCACAACGCGUGGUAACAUACGUGCGGUCCCCCAACCGUCUCAGACCUCUGGCCGGCUGCCUACACGCUGCCAUUUUCAACGUUGCUCGUCGCUGCAGGCAGCAAGCCCUCUAUGUUGUCCCGCCUUUUAUCGUUGCAUACGUUGCGCUGCUAUGGGCAGAUGAGAGGCAGUAUUCUUACGCUGGAGAUAUCGUCGACUUUUAG